AUGGACAGCAGGAGCAUCAGACGAGAUCUUGCAGCAACCUUGGGGGAGUUCAUCGGCACCUUUAGCUUUCUGCUCUUCGCUUUCGGNGGCCUNCAAGCUGCAUCUCACGCUUCGACANCGUCAGCAGCGAGCCCAGCAGNAUUGUGUUACGUCGCUCUGGCGUUUGGUGGAUCACUCGCAGUCAAUCUGUCAAUAUGGUACCGAAUCUGUGGGCUGCCAGCGAACCCAGCAGUCUCGCUUGCACUGCUUCUCGUCGGUGCUACAUCUCCAGUGAGAUUCGCCUUGUUCAGCAUAGCAGAGUAUGCAGCCGGCAUAGCAGCAGCAGCAGUCGUUGACAAACUCACGCCGGCUCCCUUCGAACCGAUAGUNCAGCUAUCCGGCAUUUCNGCGGGAACAGCCGCCGCUAUGGAAGGNCUGACGACAGCAUUNCUCUGUCUGGCUGUACUNUUUGUAGCUGUAGAGAAGCAUCGUCUGACACCAUUUGCGCCNCUGGUUAUCGGCUCAUCGCUGUCGAUNUGUCUACUCUUUGCGAGCGAAUACGACUCGGCAGGCGUCAACCCNGCUCGCGCACUAGGNCCAUCNGUGGUAGGUCGCAAGUUUGAGCGGAGAUUCUUCGAGAUCUGGAUAUUGGCGCCAUAUGUNGGAGCAAUCUGCGCUGCCGUCAUCUAUCGUAUCUUCAAAGUGCUCGGCAUGGAUGAGCUCAAUCCAGGUCAGGACGACACCGGCAAGGCAGCUUGCGGACCAGUGGCACGCGAUCCCUUGCUUNACAAAGCGUUGCCGCCAUUGGACAUGNACACGAAAGCAUGGUCGAGUGACGCACUGCCAAUGCACGACUUGACGGACAGCAAUCGAGACGCAAGUAUNGUCAUUUCGUUGCCGGACGUCGCCGAUGNAGCANCGAAUCGCGGCAUGAAGCGACUGCGUGCGACGUAUGCCCUGCGGCAAAGCAUGGCUCGAAUACCAACGACAUUCCUCUGGUCAGGCGCAGCUUCAGUCGAUCAGCGAAAUAAACGCGCACGCACAGUCGAGCCACACAUGGAUGAGACCAUCGAUGCGUCUUUCUUCCGCAGCGAAGACCGGAUGCGGCCAAGUCAGUUCCGAUCGCGACUCGCGUCUUCAGCCUACUCGAUGACUUGA
Molecule: messenger RNA, 1137 nt
Organism: Mixia osmundae IAM 14324
Lineage: Eukaryota; Fungi; Basidiomycota; Mixiomycetes; Mixiales; Mixiaceae
Exons: 2
Coding region: 1-1137 (378 amino acids)
Biological process (GO): transmembrane transport
Cellular component (GO): plasma membrane
Molecular function (GO): water channel activity
Source: RefSeq, a predicted model, not a curated record